This is a messenger RNA of Bursaphelenchus xylophilus (pine wood nematode), 603 nucleotides long. Lineage: Eukaryota; Metazoa; Nematoda; Chromadorea; Rhabditida; Aphelenchoididae. The record is from the annotation of a GenBank genome assembly.
AUGUCCUAUUUGAAAAGCCUGAUAAGCUCAUCGUCAUCAACUCAGGGCUCCAUCAAGUCCGCAAUCCCAGAUACUCGACCUCCUGCUGAAAGCCUUGGAAUCAAAGAUAUUCAUCCUCUUCUAAUCAAGUUUCUGUAUAAAAAUGAGAACAAGAAGUUGACCGAGUUCUUUGAGAAAUUGGAGAAGAAGACCCAAACCAAUCGAGAGAACGUAUGUUCUAGUAACAUAAACUAGCAUUAUCUUCAGUUGAGUUACAUUAUAAUCGGAAUGUUAUCUUGUUACGUUGCAUUCGGUCAUCAACGGGAGAUGGUUUCUGAUCUGAUUGGAUUCAUUUUCCCCUUCCACUUGACAAUUACUGUCCUCCGAAACCCCAACAUCAAGGAGGAGCAUUCUUUGAUGGUCUACUGGGCAGUGUUUGGCUUGUGUCAAGUGAUGGACAACUUCUUCAGAGACAUGGUUCCGGCCUAUUACCUGUUCAAGACCGUCCUUUAUGUUUAUCUGCUGGUACCAGGAACGGGAGGAAUUCAUUAUGUGGAGAAAGGACUGCUGAUCAAGGCAGGAGAGUUGAUGCACGGUUUCUUUGAGCUUUUCGUAUCCCAAUAA